Messenger RNA from Phaedon cochleariae (mustard beetle), 4471 nucleotides. The record is from the annotation of a GenBank genome assembly. Lineage: Eukaryota; Metazoa; Arthropoda; Insecta; Coleoptera; Chrysomelidae.
AUGGCAAACAAUAGUAUUGGACAGGAACUAUCAACAAUUCUGACCUGUGAAGGGGACCUGUUAGAUCCCAGGUUCCCUGCACGGCUGAACAUAGUGAUAAACAGCUUGAAUGAUAUUUUGGGUGACUCUGUGAAAGUUCGCAAACUGGAGCCCUGGAACUCAGUGCGUGUAACGCUGUCCAUUCCUAGGGAAGCAGCGUUACGCCUUAGGCAGCUUGCUAAUGAGGGCUCCCAACAGCUCAGGGCCCUUGGAAUACUCAGUAUCCAAGUGGAUGGGGAACAAGUCAUAUCUCUUAGAUUGGCCACUGGAUCCAUCAACUCAGAACCCCAAGAAAUAAUUUUGAGAACUUCUCAAGAUGGGUCAACUAGUGGUAGCAGUAAUCGCCAAGAGCAGGAUCUUGGCUUAUCAAAUUUCCUGCAAACAAAUGCAACCUCAACCUCCCUCAACACCAACAAUACGCAAGUGCAAUUUAAAUCCCCCAAUGUGGUUUGUCCCUCGGAUUCAGUGGUGCCCAAGGUAGGGACCAGUUCAGUAGCAUCCAAUAGGCCAUUUCCUUUCACCAGCAUGAACCAGGCCAUCCACAGCAACCGAGAAUCGCCUUUCAAUGCGCUGCCGCCGCCCUAUCCAAGCAAGCAACCCCCCGUCACCAUAUCCAGCCCUCUGCUGGUGAACCUCCUCCAGAACGAUGGGUCCAAAGAGCCGAGCGGCGGCGGCGGCGUCUCCAAGGCGUCGAAGCCCCCCCAUCUGCCGCCUAGCGUCUCUCCCGCCCCCAAUCUCCAUCUCCACAAUCUCCACCACGCCAACGUGCCGCCUAGCAAUUGUGCAUCACCAAGCGCCUUAUCAACUAAUACUUCCAUUAGGCAGAAUAGCACCAUACUGACAAGUACAACGGCGGCGGGCGGGAUGAGCAAACCGCCGCCACCGCCCCCGCCCCCGCAAUAUCACCGACCGAUGUCGUCUUCUUCGUUGGUUAAACAACACCCAAUGAGUGGUCUUCAGAACAGCACAGCACCAGUGAAUUCACAAAACACCCCACUUUCUCAAAACGUCAUGUCUCAUACUCCUCAACCAGCACCACAAACUAAUGCCAUACAACAGGCCCCAGCGCCUCUACAACCGACUAACGUAUACCAGUCGCAAACGACAUUGAAGAAAAACCCACUGCUAAACAAUUCUAGCAACUUGGUCGGUCCCUUGGUACAACCGAACCUGAAUUUUCCCCACGCGAAACUCAACAAGGCCCACAGCUUACCCAACUCUGUCAGACCAUCUCACCUCUCGCUAGCGAAAAACCCCUCGCCCAAUCAGGCGCCCGUGAGUAAUCCCCUGAAACAACCCGUGCCCAAACCCCCGCACCCCUUCGCUCAACACAACAAGACCAACUUCGUGUCGCACGGCAACCCUGUCCAGCCGGAAUCGGCCCCAUCGAACCUGACCAACGUCAUGUUGAGGAGCCUGCCUUCCCCGCCGCCCUACUCGGUGGCGGUGUCGCGGCCGCCCUGGGACUCGCUCGUCGACCUCACGCCCACCCUCACCGAUCUGAGGGCGGACGACCUGGACGAGCUGCUGCCCACGCUGGAGAGGGAACUGACGCAGAGCCCGCUGCCCGAACUGCCCGAGGACUUUCUCGCCGACCACUCGACGCUGAUAUCCAGCGCCGAGGAGUUGAGCGACAGGCGGAAGUUUCUGAUCAACCCGCUCACCGGGGAGCUGGAGCCGCAGUCGAGCGGGGAGAGCGACAGCGAGGACUUGAAGGACGUGUUCACCGGUCUGCCAUCGCCGGCCACCCUGUCGGACGACGACACGUGUUCGACGACGCGGCCCGACACGACGACCGACCAGAGCGACAGCGAGACGCGGUCGAGCGAUCCCGGCAAGCCGCCGCGGUCGAAGACGUCGCGCAGCCGGGAGCGCGGCCGAGACUCGCCGGCGCUCAAGCCCGAGAAGAUCAAGCUCAGGCUGAAGCUGGAGAAGUCGGAGCCGGUGAAUCCGGCGUACAAGGUGGACGUCAGCUUCGUGAACCAGCAGCCGAAAAAAGCGUCCGCCUCCCUGAUGGCGGGCGGCGAGGAGUUGCGCGUACCCCCGCUGCACAUAUCGCUGCGCGGCCGCAACUCCGUCGUCAUCAAGAACAAGACGAAGGUGAACGCGGACGGUACGCCGGUGAAGACGAAGGCGCGUAAAAACGCCGAUCACGCGAAGGCGAAACGGACGGACGGCGCAGGCGCAGGAUCGGCGGUCGGCGAGGAGGUGGGCGGCGGCGCAGUGGCGUCGGCGGCGUCGGAGGGUUCUUCGGGGUCGGUGGGGGUGGAGGGAAAGGUGUGGAUGGCGGGGAUGGAGCAGAAGAAGUUCAAGAAGCUGAAGGCCGUGCACGAGCAUAAGGACGUCGUCGCCACUCUCGCCCAAGAAAACGACCCGAAACCCAAGUUCGCCAUCCACAACCACUACAAAGACAAGCAGAAGGAGCGCAGAGGCAGCGACUCGGACCUGGUGCGCAACAACAAGAAAUACCUGGAGAGCAACGGCGCCGCGGGCGGCGAGGAGAAGCGCCGCCGGUCGAGCCAGUCGGAACAGCAGCCGGACGACGGGCAAAAGGUCUUGGGCAGCACCAACGUGGGCACGAUCACGAAUUUGCCGCAGAAGCCGCGGAAGGACAAGACGAAGGCGAAGGAGGCGUUCAAGGUGACGAAGAUGUUCAGCAAGAGUUUCGGGGACAAGUUGCAGGGCAAGCCCGUCACGCUGCCGACGGCGGGCGAGAUGAACAUGGAGGCGAAGUUCAAGCAAGGGCUGCUGGAGGGCACGGGGGAGAAGGGGGUGCCUCGGCCGCCCCAUCGGACCGAGGUGGUCAACCACGUCACUGCUGAUUCCAAUAUCGCGCAGGAAACGGAAAAGAUCACAAAAACGACCUCGACCGACGCCUCCCCCGACCCCGAUCCGGACAAGUGCCACACGCCGCACCGCGACCAACCCUCCGACCCGCCUCCGGACAAGCCCGUCCCCGCCCCCGCUUCGGUGGCCGCCCGUUCGCCCGCCUCCUCGGCCGCCAAUCAGCAGGGCGAGGACAGCGGCAUCGAGAGCAUGGACGCGCUGAGCGAGAAGUCGCCGAACCAGGCCAGCCAGAGCCCGCACGCCGUCGAUAUGACGGGGGCGGGGCUGGUGGGGCAGAAGAGGCGGGGCGGCGGCAGCGGGGCGGAUCUGUUGGAUAUCGAGGCGCAGCUGGCGAAGAUGGAGGGGUUGAACGGGGACUCUGACGACAGACAGGACAUGACCGGAAACGGCAACAGGCUGGAGGACGUGAACGAGAACAAGUGCGAUCAGGAGCAGACGGCGAAGAAGUGCUGCGAGCUGACUUGCGUGCUGCAGGAUAGCAUGAAGCAGGCGGCGGUCACGUUGGCGAGCGUGCUGGAAUCGCCGACGUUGCCAGACGUGCAGAAAUCGGAGAUCAGUCUUGUGCCUCUCAAGGUGAAAAAGGAGGCGGACCUGGAGCUGGACCCGCUACCUGUUCGCGUCACGCCCGCCCUCUACACCUACUCCAAUCCGGAGAAGGGAGUGCGCGGCGGCUCCGAGAGCCCCGCCCCCUUAUCCGAUGACGACGACAGCGAUUCGUGCUCGACGACGACGAGUCUGGCCGCGGUGGGAGGCGGCAAGCAGAGCAAGAGCCUGCUCGAGCAGCUGCUCAUCGAGAUACCGGGAGAGCACCAGAACGCGGUGCCGAGUUCGCAUAGCCCAGCUACCAGGUCAUCGGUGAGAACGCGGGCGCUGUCGAAGAUGAACAGCCCCGAGUUGAGUUCGCCUGUGCCGACGACGAAGGGCGGCAACCUGACCGUGGGCGCGUUGGGGUCGCGCACCGCGCCCUCGGCGGGCAAGCGGAAACGGAACGCGUCCGACAGCUCCAAUCACAGCGUGGACGAGGCGAGGAAGAAGGCGCGGAAGGUGGGGGGAGAAGCGGCCGCGCAUACGGACACGCACGGCAACCCACCUUUGAAAACCCGCCAACACGACCACGUCAAGCCGAACAACGUCAAGAAACCACAGCCGACGACGACGCCGUCGACAACGAAGGCGCAGGACGAGAGCUCCGACAGCGACGAGCCCCUCAUCGAGAAGGUGCGCAAGCCGAUCGCGCCCGUGCACGCGCAGGCGCACGCGAACAACGCGCUCGCCAAGACGGCGAAGGCGAAAGGGGGCGGCACGAUCGCGACGCCCGUCUCGGCCGUCAACAGCAAGGUGGCGCUGGUGGUGAACACAAGAAGGUCGGUGCGCAGCAACAUGCCGGCGCAGAACACGCGCAGCAAGGGCGACAAGGUGGCGAACGCUUCGGAGUCGGAGGCUUUAAGGAGGAAAACCAGGAGUACCGUGUCCGAUGUGGAGAGCAAACGCAAGAAAGAGGUGAAGUGACAGUAUGGCAGCGGCUGCUGGGAAGGCAGCCAGCGAGCGAGCCACCUCCACCACAACCACACCACCACUAACUCCA